AUGUCGGACCACGAGGAGACCAUCUCUGAGGGCACCUUUAAGACGCCGAUCCCUGAGCUUGACGAUCACCGUCACCAGGUCACGGCUGCCCCUCACCCAGAGCGUCCCCGUCGAGGCACUUUCGACACGCUUUAUGGAGCUCGAUUGCUGAGCCCCGAGUCGGCUGCAGCGGAUGCAUCAGCCAACAUUCGGGUGAGGGACUUUGAAGAAGCAAUUGUGGAUGAAGAAGGGGCUGAUGUCUCACCAACGGCUCGUCGUGUUCGUCGGCCGACGGUUGAGACCAUCACUGAUCAACGAUCCGUGUCGCCGCCAAACUCCGUCAAGGCCUUCGCUGAGGCGCGUCGGCGUGAGCGUGGCAUGUCCUUUUCUGAGUCUAAGGCGGAGCGGGCUGGUGACGAAGAAGAGAUGCACCGAGCUGUCUCAAUCAGCAGUCGCCGAAGCCAUCGCAGCCGGCCGCACACGGUGGACGAUGGUGCCAGCCUGGCUACCAAUCAGUCCGCCGAGGAAGACGUUUGCUUCCCUCUCCAGGAGGGUCGGCGCAAAGACCAGUUGUACAUUGACUUCGACUAUCUCGAGAACUUUGUUCAGUCGGAUAGGGCCUCGCGGGUCAACAGCCGCCGCGAUUCCCUUCGUGCCUUCCCAGACCUCAGGCCGCAGACGUCUGAAGCUGUGCAGCCACAAUUGCAGCUCCACACUGUUGAUGGAGACAUUCUCAACAUGCCCUCGGACUCGUCCACGGGUCAGGAUGCUCCCGAGAAGGAACCCGCUGUAGAGGAGGAGCCUAAGGCGAAGCAAUCCCCAGCACAACAGCCGGUGGAUCCCAACCGGUUCAGCUUCUUUUCUUCGGCGUGGGAGUCAACGAUCCACGCUGCAGAACUCGGCGACCUCGUGCUACCCGGAGAGGACCUCCGCGGUCUCUUUGCCUUGCCUGCAGAUGAGUCGGAUGGUGUAUGGUGGCUGAACGUCAACAACCCGACCAAAGAGGAGGUUGUUGCUCUCUGCAAGGCUUUCGGUGUUCAUCCGCUCACCAUCGAAGAUAUCACAACGCAAGAGGCUCGGGAGAAGAUUGAGCUCUUCCCCUCUUACUACUUUGCGAGCUUCCGAUCGUUCCACGCAGUUCAGGAAGAUGAUGGUAUCGAAUACGAGCCCUUCAAUAUCUAUGUCGUCGUCUUCCGUGAGGGUACUCUAAGCUUCAGCUUUGAGCCAAACGCACAUGCGUCGCACGUGCGGAAGCGCAUUGCCCUUCUCAAGGACUACGUUGCGCUCAGCAGUGACUGGAUCUGCUACGCCCUCAUCGACGACAUUGUCGAUUGCUUCGCGCCUGUCAUUCGUGAAAUCGAAGUCGAGGCAGAUGCUAUCGAGGAUGGCGUCUUCGUGGCUCGUGAGGACGACUCAAACGCUUUCCUUCGAUCAAUCGGCCGUGUUCGUAAGAACACUAUGGCUUUGAUGCGCCUUCUGGGAGGCAAAGCUGAUGUGCUCCGAGGCUUCACGAAGCGCUGCAACGAGAACUACAAGGUCACUCCCCGCAUGGAUAUCGGCCUCUAUCUUGGUGACAUCCAAGAUCACGUCGUUACCAUGGUCACCAACCUAGGUCACUUUGAGAAGAUCUUGUCUCGCUCCCACAGCAACUACUUGGCGCAACUUUCGAUCAACAGCAUCUCGCAGGGCACGCACACGAACUUGGUUCUAAGCAAGAUCACCUUCCUGGCAUCCAUCCUCGUGCCGCUGAACCUCGUCAGCGGUUUGUUUGGCAUGAACGUUCCAGUUCCGUUCGCAGGGAGCAACACUCUCGCUCCAUUCUUCACCAUCUUGGGAAGUUUGAUUUUCUUCUGUGUGGUUAGCUUGGCUUUGGCUCGCAGAUACAAGUACAUUUAA
Messenger RNA from Colletotrichum siamense, 1875 nucleotides. RefSeq names its product putative metal ion transporter. Gene Ontology annotation, biological process: magnesium ion transmembrane transport; intracellular magnesium ion homeostasis. Gene Ontology annotation, molecular function: magnesium ion transmembrane transporter activity. Lineage: Eukaryota; Fungi; Ascomycota; Sordariomycetes; Glomerellales; Glomerellaceae. Gene Ontology annotation, cellular component: plasma membrane. The transcript has 2 exons. Bases 1 to 1875 code for a protein of 624 amino acids. The record is from RefSeq and is a predicted model, not a curated record.